Messenger RNA from Staurois parvus, 287 nucleotides. The record is from the annotation of a GenBank genome assembly. NCBI's taxonomy places the organism in Eukaryota, Metazoa, Chordata, Amphibia, Anura, Ranidae.
UGCCAUCAGGGUAGGUGUGACCAGGGGCGGACUGACCAUUUGGAAACUCGAGCACUGCCCAAGGGCCCGGGGUCAGUAGGGGGCCCCGUGAGAUGCCCCUGGUACCUUUUUCAUAGGCUUUUUUGAGUUUGGGCAAGGACACAGGGGCCCCAUGAUCCCCUAUUGCCCGGGGGCCCCAUGAGUUGUCAGUCCGCCCCUGGUCCGCCCCUGUCUGUGUCCAAAUGCUGAGUGAAUCUGUAUGGAAGUGAUUUCAUAAUUAUCUAUCAGCUGCUGCAUCUGCAGGGCUC